Molecule: messenger RNA, 2379 nt
Organism: Nothoprocta perdicaria
Lineage: Eukaryota; Metazoa; Chordata; Aves; Tinamiformes; Tinamidae
Gene: LGSN
Product: lengsin, lens protein with glutamine synthetase domain
Exons: 4
Coding region: 1-2379 (792 amino acids)
Cellular component (GO): cytoplasm; membrane
Molecular function (GO): glutamine synthetase activity
Source: RefSeq, a predicted model, not a curated record
AUGGAACAAAAGAAAGAUGUCACUCAGAAGAACAUAUCUGGAAGUGGCAGUGAUGAAGCUGAUGGCAACAAUAUAUGUGGUUUCAGAAAGAAAAAGGGAGUCAAAGGUGCUGCAAAAUAUGUUUCUCCAGUAGAAACUGAGAAGAUUCAGUUGCCCAACUCUUCAGAACCCCCAGAUCUGUAUGAUCUUCAAGGAACGACUGGUUUUUCAGAACUACAAUCAGAUCAGCCUCUUCAAGCCCUGGAUAGUUUUCCUCCAGUACAAAAGGAGAGAAGACAUACUGGCAGUAACAUGGAAGAAGGCAUGCCACAGGAAACAGCAGAAAGCCAGGCGUCUGCUGACACUGGGAAAAGAAUGACAGAAAAAUUGCAUAAGGAAAUAGAUACUCCAGAUAAAAUGGAUGUGCCCAUACGAGUACAACCUGCAAGCGACGAAGAAGAAUCGAGGUGCUUGGACACAGUGAGUAAAGGAAGRAACACGGAGAGGACAGAGAAUGAAGAGGGUGAAUGUUGGGGAACAGAAGCAGCCAAGUUUUGUGUGACACAGUCCGGUCCCCCUGAGAGUACGGAUGCAGUGCAGGGUAGUGCUCCUGGAGAGCUCUGCAUGGUGGCAACAGGAAUUUCUAAACAAACUUUGCAGGAAUUGGGAAACCUGUUGAAUGAAGGUUCUCUGCUUAAUCAUAGACCCAAACAUAAUAGCAGGGCAGGAGUCACUUUUUUUCCAAAAAUUCUGAAGCCAAAGGAGAAAGCCGACAAGCAGGGGAGAUCCUUCGAGACUUUCAGUGCCCRUUUUGGAGAGGGGAAUCCAAAGCACCAAAGUUUCCACAACCAGGAAUUCGGGCAGCAGAGCAAGCCCUUCUCAGUUCUUAGCUCUGCUGGGUCUGAUCAGCAACAACCAGAAGGAAGUGACGUGGAUCAACCUGUUCUUAGAUUACCCUCAACUUCUAAAAAUGCAGAAAGCUCUACUUCAGAAAGUCAGUUUGACUCUUCCACAGAUGAGCCUGUGUCCAGCAGGGAGCCUGAUGAAAACGGCCGUGGAAGUCCAACUCGUCUUCACCAGUUCUCUCAUAUUGAAUUUAUUAAGCAACAGAUGGCCAGGGACAAUGUACAGUUUGUCAGAUUUGAGUCAAUAGACCUCCAUGGUGUGUCAAGAUCAAAGAACAUUCCUUCUCGCUUUUUUCAUGAAAAAGUAAUUCAUGGUGUUUCCAUGCCCAGAAGUUAUCUGGAACUGACUCUGAAUCCUAAGGAUAGUGAAAUAGAUUACUUAAAYGCAACCAAUUUUAAUUGUGAUAUAAUUCUGAACCCUGAUUUAUCAACUUUUCGAGUUCUACCCUGGACCGAACAGACUGCUCGAGUGAUAUGUGAUUCCUUCACCGUACAGGGCAACCCUCUGAUGACCUCACCCAGGCACAUUGCCAAGAAACAGCUGAGCCAGCUUCAGGACAAUGGUUUUUCUCUACGCUCUGCUUUCACUUAUGAAUUUUGCAUUUAUGGCAUUACUGAGGUUGUAAAUUCAAAGACAAUAUCUUUUCCUGCAGCAACGAUACUAAAUAACCAUGAUCAGGCUUUCAUUCAGGAGCUCAUUGAAGGAAUGUAUUAUGCUGGUGCCAACAUCGAAAGCUUUUCUUCUUCCAGUGGACCUGGACAAAUGGAGAUCACUUUUCACCCAGAGUUCGGCACAGAUGCUGCUGACAGUGCCUUCACUUUCAGAACAGGCAUUAAAGAAGUGGCUAAGAAGUAUAGCUAUGUGGCUAGCUUUUUCUCAGAGUCAGGAUUCUACAAUUCGGGGAUUCUGUCACAUAGCCUGUGGGAUCUGAGUGGCCAGAAGAAUUUGUUUUCUCUCGGCUAUGGAACUGAGGAGCUCAGUGAUGUUGGAAAAUAUUGGUUGUCAGGUCUCUUGGCACAUACGGCAGCUAUCAGCUGCUUGAUGGCUCCUACCACCAGCUGCCGUAAGCCUUUUUCCAAAUACAGUAAAGAAUCCAAAGAGACUGUAAAUGCAAAAUGGGCAUAUAAUGAUAACAGCUGUGCCUUUAAUGUCAAAAGUCAUGAUGGAAAAGGCACUCACAUAGAGAAUAGGUUAAGUUCUGCUACAGCAAACCCCUAUUUGGUGCUUGCUGCUACUGUUGCUGCAGGUCUAGAUGGAGUAAAGAGAGGACUUAGGUAUGAUACUUUGGAGGAAGAAAACCACAUUUCUGAUCCAAAACCUUCAUCAAUCCCUCUGAAACUAGAAGAUGCUCUUGUUGCACUCGAGAAAGAUUCAUGCAUUAAGGAAGCAUUAGGUGAAACAUUUGUCCGAUACUUUGUUGCCAUGAAACGUUAUGAAUUAGAAACUGAAGAGAUGGAUGGUGAAAGGAAUAAAUGUUUGGGAUAUUUUAUUUAG